Messenger RNA from Zychaea mexicana, 534 nucleotides. RefSeq lists its product as uncharacterized. The record is from RefSeq and is a predicted model, not a curated record. Bases 1 to 534 code for a protein of 177 amino acids. NCBI's taxonomy places the organism in Eukaryota, Fungi, Mucoromycota, Mucoromycetes, Mucorales, Lichtheimiaceae. The transcript has 4 exons.
AUGUCGAUUCGUCGUUUGAAUGGAUGUUGCUUGUCCUUGGACGCACGCUUGUUCGAUGUCGUUGUCGCUGUCGUUGGUGUUGUUACUGAUCAAGCCAAAGACGGAAUUCUGCCAAUCCUCGAUUCGAAACCAAGCCCCGGAAAUCUGUUGCCACCUGUACGGCAUAACCACCAUGACUGCUCGUCAGAUACGUCCACCAAUACCAUAGGAGACGGCAUGGUCAAGCCAAAGACGGGAUUCUGUCUAUCCUCGAACCGACACCAACAGCAUAAUCACCAUGAUUCAUCCACCAACACCACACGAGACGAUGUGAUCAAGCCAAAGACGGGAUUCUCACAACACCCCGAAGUUUUUACUCGGCUAGCCUGGAAAGCUGACACUUUCCAUCGCGGCGUACCACACACACCGCUGGCCAAACACCCCAGUCCGGACACCCCAGCUUCAGGAAUCCCCAAGGCAAAGGUAGGACUUCUGCAGGAACACCAUCCACAUGAGCUGGAACUGACUGGAAUGACAACCCUGGGAAAGGAAUAA